AUGUGUGGUAUAUUGCUAAAUAUUUCCCCUAAUGACAACCUUAAGUUCUUUCAAAAUGAAUAUAAAGAGUUCAAGGAAAAUUGCCCAGACGCGUUGUUAAAUUCAAAUAAUGAUUAUACGUUUAGCAAUUUAAUGAAAUUAAUCUCCGCUAGAGGCCCCAAUUUUGCAUCUCUUCGUACUUUAAAAGAUCAUAGAAUAUCUUUGUUUUCUUCUGUAUUAUCUUUGAGAGAACCGUUUUGUAAGCAAAGUGUUCUAGUAGAAGAUAGAUAUGUUUUACAAUUUAAUGGAGAAUUAUAUAAUGAUGAAAUCAUUCACAAUGAUACUCAGUUUAUUGUAAAAUUACUUUUAAAUACAGAGCAAAAUAGUAAGGGUAUUAUAAGUGUUAUAAAAAAUUUAGAUGGUGAGUUUGCUUUUUCUAUAUAUGAUCUAAAGAAUAAAAGAUUAUAUUUUGGUAGAGACCCGAUUGGAAAGAGAAGUCUAUGUUAUUAUCUAACAGAUGCAAAUGAGUUAUAUGUUUCAAGUGUUAGUGGAUCCAUUAAAGGUUUUAAAAAUUGUGACGCAGGUGUAAUCUACGAAUACGAUGCAACUAAUAAAAACUCACCCCUUACUAUAUUUAAUAAUAUAUUCGAAGAUUUUACUAUCAAUGAUAAGUCUGAUUUAGAAUUUAAAUCAUUACAGAAGCAUAUCGAGGAAUUAUAUAAAGUUCUAUACAAUGCAGUUCGUAAAAGAGUAUUAUCUAUCCAUCCUACACAUAUUGAAAAUUCUCCAAUCGCUGUUCUAUUUUCUGGUGGUUUAGACUGCUCAGUAAUUGUUGCGUUAAUAUGUGAAGUAAUACGAAAUGAAAAAAAGAAAGCUAUAAUAGAAUUGCUGAAUGUUGGCUUUGAAAAUCCUAGAACAGGAUUAAUGCCAAAGGAUACGCCUGACAGAAAAUUGGCUAUUUCCAGCUCAUAUAUUUUACAGAAAUUAUAUCCCAAUGUUCCUAUUAAACUUAUUGAAGUGGAUGUUCCAUAUGAUGAAUAUUUAGAGAAAAGACCAAUCGUAAUUGAUUUAAUGUAUCCAAAAGAAACUGAGAUGGAUUUGUCAAUUGCUAUUGCAUUUUAUUUUGCAUCUAGAGGUAAAGGUUAUAUACAAACUGGAUCUGAUAAAAGAAUCGAAUAUCGAAGGAAAGGUAUUGUUUUAUUCAGUGGUCUAGGAGCAGAUGAAUUAUAUGGUGGCUAUCAUAAGUUUGUAAAUAAAACCCCACGAGAGCUAGUUGAAGAACUAACUAGACAGAUAAACAAUAUUCAUGACCGUAAUUUAAAUCGUGAUGAUAAAGUUAUUGCAAAUAAUGGUGUUGAAGUCCGUUAUCCAUUUUUGGAUGAGCAUGUUAUUAAAUAUUCCACACAUGACAUUCCGAUAAAUUAUAAAAUUAAUAAACUAAUAUUAAGGAAAUUAUCAUUAGAGAUGUUGCAUUUAGACGGAAUAAGUGAAGAGCCCAAAAGAGCAAUUCAAUUUGGCUCAAAAAGUGCUAAAAUGACUAAAGAUGGUAAUAAAAACGGUACUGAUAAAAUAAAAUAA
Henningerozyma blattae CBS 6284 is the source of this 1557-nucleotide messenger RNA. RefSeq names its product putative asparagine synthase. NCBI's taxonomy places the organism in Eukaryota, Fungi, Ascomycota, Saccharomycetes, Saccharomycetales, Saccharomycetaceae. Bases 1 to 1557 code for a protein of 518 amino acids. The transcript has a single exon. Gene Ontology annotation, molecular function: asparagine synthase (glutamine-hydrolyzing) activity. The record is from RefSeq and is a predicted model, not a curated record.